CAAGAAGAAGACACAUUGUGAUGGAACGUAAACGGGUGGCGAUUAUUGGUGCUGGUGUGAGCGGACUGGCAGCCGUUAAAGCAUGUUUGGAGGAGGGGCUUGAACCCACAUGUUUCGAGCAGAGUGAAGAGAUUGGUGGUUUAUGGCACUAUACUGAUGACGGCAGACAGAAACAGGGAGCCAGUAUGUACAAGUCGCUCAUCUCUAAUGUCAGCAGGGAGAUGUCAUGUUUCAGUGACUUCCCCUUCGACAAACACACGCCCCCUUACCCAUCCCACACCCAGUUCCACCAAUACCUACAGCAGUAUUGUAACAGAUUUGAUCUGAGGAAGUACAUCACUUUCAACACUCAGGUCGUCAAGGUGCAGCGAGCAGAAGGAUCCGUGGAAGGAGAAUGGGUCGUACACACGGCAGACGCAGGCACAGAUGGGACAGAAUCACGUCAACACAUGUUCCACGCCAUCAUGGUUUGUUCUGGGACUUACCACCAACCACACAUGCCAUCGUUUGCUGGUCUAGAAAACUACCAGGGUACUGUGACCCACAGCCAGAGCUACAGGACUCCUGACAGGUUUCGAGGAAAGACUGUGGUAGUCAUUGGUGCCGGCAACUCGGCUGGAGAUAUUGCUGCAGAGGUGGGACUGACUGCUUCAAAGGUUUACUUGAGUAUGCGGGACGGAGUCUGGAUCUUUCCACGUUUAACACGUAGCGCCAGACCCCUGGAUCUAUCAAUCAGUCGGGCCCUGUUGAAUGUCCCUGAAUUUGUAACGAGGAACUACCUCAAGAUGCUAUCCAGAUCUCACAUCAACCAAGUAAACUAUGGGCUAGAUCGCACAAAGGACCCUUUCACACAUGGCUUCAUGGUCAAUGAUGAGAUAGCCUUUCGCUUGGCUUCGGGAAAGGUUUUAGCCAAGCCUGACAUUGCAGAAUUCACCAGAACUGGGGUAAAGUUUGUUGAUGGCAGCAAUGUUGAUGCAGAUGAAGUCAUCUUUGCCACAGGAUAUGACGUUUCUUUCCCAUUCCUGGAUAGUGAUAUCCAUCCAAGUAGUCUUCAAGACCAGGAGCUGUACAAGCUUGUCUUCCCCGUUCACAUGAAGAAACACACCUUGGCAGUGAUUGGUGAGAUUCGAAACCGUGGAGGUGCAUCACCAGUGGUGGAGCUCCAGGCACGGUGGGCUGCACAAGUCUUCCAGGGCAUCACACAGCUCCCUGAUCAUCACACCAUGUUGGAACAUGUCAGACGGGAUCGGCAAUACAGAGACAGCAGGUUUGGGCCAAACAAACUACCGGUGGUAGACUUGAGGUACACAGAUGAUAUUGCCCGUGACAUCGGAGUGAAGCCAAGUUUCUGGCGCCUUGUCUUCCGGGAUCCCAGCCUGGCUUUCCUGACAUAUUUUGGACCCGCCUUCCCCGUCCACUACAGACUGGAGGGUCGCCACUCAUGGUCCGGGGCUGCUGAAUAUGCAAAAACAGCCUUGUUCAAUACAUACUCUGCCACACGUGCAGGGAGGGUUCAGACAAGGUCAUCCUCGCAGCUCAAGGUCAACAGUCUGAUAACGGUUCUUCUGGUGUGUCUGAUGGUGGCAGUACUUGCAGUGAUUGUCAUGAUAAAGAUUUAGGUAAUUUGAUCCAUUUGCUAGUAGACAUCUCAACCCUGUCUGUUGACUUUCUUAUGAUGACACACAACCCCCCCCCCCACCAACACGCACACACACAAACACAAAAACACACAUACAGACACGUACACACAGACAUACAGAUGCAGGUACAGACACCCACCCACUGACACACAGGAACAUAAUUAUGCAUAAGUUUCCAAUGUUUAUGCAUAAUUAUGCUUAAGGUUCCAUCAUAUAUAUAUAUAUAUAUAUAUGCAUAACUAUGCUUGUUCCAAGGGUAUAAAGAUUCCAAGGAUUAUGCAUAAUUAUGUAUAACCAUUGGAAACGUACGCAUAAAUAUGCAUAAAUCUGGAACCUUAUGCAUAAUUAUGUAAAUUAUGUACAGUUAUGCCAAUUUAGACUAAUCCUGGGGGUCGUUAAUGGCUGCUACGUAUUUCUUACAUCAUAUUUACUUACAGGUUAUGAUAUCAGCGAUAGGACGUUAAAUAAAGACCGUGCCAUAAUGAUCAACAUAAUGAUUGUGGGCACUAAAGGAAGAAAGAAAGGUAACGCUUUGACCAGUUCGUCAUACUGUGGUACCUUGUACAUGUAGGUAAUCUGCCUUCUCCGAACAAGCGGCCCUUUUCAGUGCUAACUCAACUACUCCAAAAAGGACCAUAUCUCUCACAGAACGCCAGCGAAAUAAACUACGUCUCAAAA
This is a messenger RNA of Branchiostoma floridae (Florida lancelet), 2318 nucleotides long. Its product is annotated as flavin-containing monooxygenase 5-like. The record is from RefSeq and is a predicted model, not a curated record. The transcript has 9 exons. Gene Ontology annotation, molecular function: NADP binding; flavin adenine dinucleotide binding; N,N-dimethylaniline monooxygenase activity. The coding region runs from base 21 to 1619 and encodes 532 amino acids. Lineage: Eukaryota; Metazoa; Chordata; Leptocardii; Amphioxiformes; Branchiostomatidae.